AUGAGUUCAGGUUCAAGUCGAGAGACAAGAAACCAACUUACUCAGAUACCAUCACCAAGAAGAAAAUCAGCCUCACCUAAAGAUUUCGAAGUCAUUCAUACAUCAUCAACAUCACCAUUAUUGUUACAUAACUCAACAGAAAUCAUUGAUAUGAUCAGUUUAGAUCAAAUUGUGCAAGAUGUCGACUUUUCAUUCAUUGUCAAUGCUAACAUUGAUUUUAAAUCAAGUGAUACAAGUUCAUUACAAACAAACUUUUCAAUCAACGUUAAACUUCAACAGAAAAUAUCACAAGAUCUUAAAUUCAAUGGUUGUAUUAAUUCAUCUGUAUCAGAAGAUAUUGAUAUAUAUUUAUCAAGUCUUUACGAUAUAAGUUUAAUAGCUGAUACAAUUCUUCAUGAUCGGUAUUCUCAAAUAUCAUCCAAGGAACAAACAAUUAUCAAUAAAAUAAUUGAAGAAUUUAUUGUUAAAUUAGAAAUUGAAAUGUCAACGCAUUUAGAUGAUUUACAAAAAGAAAUGGAAACUGAAAAAGAAAUUGUGUUUAUAAGUUCACACGAUAAUAUUAAAGAUUUAUCAAUAAAAACAUCAAAUGCUAAAACUGAAUUUCUUCGUCUAUUAGAAUGUUCUACUAAAGCGAAACGUCAAGAAAUCUUAGAUAAAAUUUCGAAUAUUUCUAUGGAUAAAAAACGUCAACCUCUUAGUUAUGAACAAUUAAGAAAAGUUAAUCUUGAAAACUAUUCUACUGUUGGUAUUAAACAAGAUGGACAAGGUUGUGAUAAUAUACUUGAUAGAAAUAAAUAUAUCAAAGAUAUUGAUAAUACUAAAUCACGUCAAUCAAUUAAAAGGACUAUUUAUAUUGGAAGUAAUCUUCAUUGA
Messenger RNA from Rotaria sp. Silwood1, 873 nucleotides. Lineage: Eukaryota; Metazoa; Rotifera; Eurotatoria; Philodinida; Philodinidae. The record is from the annotation of a GenBank genome assembly.